AUGAGGAUAAGGGAACCUAAACAGUGCGGUUGGCAGAGGCAAACAGCCAGGUUGAGAGGCAAGAGGAACUCCGUACGACAGAAGAAGAAAGAACCGCCAGUUAAAAAGCAAAGAAGAAGAAAGAGAGGCUGGCGGAUGGGGCGAGGCUCCAUCAGGAACAAAAGGGACACCGACCCGAAAAGCGCGAAUCCCGGACAAAGGAAAGACGUCGAUGUCAGGUUCGAGCGCCAGCAGAAGCGGAAGUGGAAUGACCUCAGGAAGAAAAGGCAAAAGCGGACUGGGACUCCAGUGGACAGGCGGGCAAGGCCCACCACGCGAGCGGGGCGGGAGGGCGAGGCCCACCACACAUCUGGGACGGCGGGCGGGGCCCGCCAAAGUGUCCCGGGAUGGGCGGCCGAGGCCCGCCACGUGUCCUGGGACGGGCGGCCAAGGGCCCCGCCACGUCCCGGGACGGGCGGCCGAGGCCCGCCACGCGUCUUGGGACGGGCGAGCAAGGCCCGCCACAUGUACAGGGACAGGCGGGCAGAGCCCGCCACAUGUCCGGAGACAGGCCAGAGAGCCGGCCACGUGUCUCGGGACGGGCAGGCAUGGCCCACGACGUGUCCCAGGACGGGAGGACGAGGCCCGCCAAGUGUCCCGGGACGAGCAGGCAUGGCCCGCCACGUGUCCCGGGACAUUUGA
Molecule: messenger RNA, 681 nt
Organism: Macrobrachium nipponense
Lineage: Eukaryota; Metazoa; Arthropoda; Malacostraca; Decapoda; Palaemonidae
Exons: 2
Coding region: 1-681 (226 amino acids)
Source: RefSeq, a predicted model, not a curated record